AUGGCAGCAAACAAUUCUUUUGCAUCAGUACCUUAUCUAAAUCAAACAGGACACUACAUUUUAAAGGGAAACUCGUCCUUAGCAAAUGUUAUCAAUACACCAUAUAGAGUACUUCGAUCCUUUUCGGGAGCUGUCAGUUUACAAUAUCAACAGGCACAUAAAGCUACCGAAUUCAGCACAAGUCUGCGACAAUUCUUAAAUGUACUUGGGUUUUUUUUCAGUGGUUAUGCAGUAGCAUGUUUUGCUGCUGCAAUGCUUCUUAAUAGAAUUGUCAUGCUACCUAAUUCUAGAAGUCGUGAACAUCCGUUUAGACUUCCUGGGUGGAUUAGAACAAUAUUACAUAUUUCCGUUAUUGUUCCAAUGGCUGCGAUUAUAUACUUAGUUGAAAGUAACUGGAGUAUCAAGGAUUCAAAUAAAUUCCCAUUAAAAAUGUAUUAUGUCAUAAUAUGGUCAUUUGUAGUAGAGACAAUAACAUCAGUUUCAUCGUCUCAAAUACCUUUGGAAAGCUCAGAUUAUACAAUAUUUGAAUUGUCUAUCCAACUUUAUAAUAUGAAGAACUUAGAUCAAGAACAUUUAAUAGCUAAGGAAUAUAUGUCAGAUUGUAUUAUGGCAAUGUUGAGCAGAAUAUUGAUCCAUAUAGUGGAAAUAUUCCAUGUUCGUAAAUGGAGACUUAUUGGUAGUACGAUAUUGAAUAUUGGCUAUCUUACAUAUCUGGGAAGAGUGCUUUAUAAAGAUGGACCUCUGGCAAUAUCAUUCUCCUCUAAAUUUAGACAAGGUCCCAAACUAUUCGGCAUUUUAAUAGUUUUCGUGUCUGUUGUUUGUUAUUUUUUAGCAUGUUUGAUAAGACUUGAUCCAUUCCAUCCUAACCAAACUAAUUUGCAAGAACUAAAAUUCCAUUCGUUUAUGCAAAAUUGGGCUACUCAUGUGAAUUUUAAAGGUGAUGAGGAUUUCUCUACAAUUAUAUCAAGAUUAGCAAUGUUGUUUUGUGCCGGAACUACUUCUGGUGGUAAAUCGAUGCAUAGGGAGUUUUCUAAUAUUAAUAUACCGAAUAAGCUACAUGGUAAUUAUGCUAUUAGUGACACUUUAUUCCAAGCCAAGGAACAGCUGGUGCAUGAUAAAUUUGAUUCAAAGACACCAGAUAACAAGAAUGAGCAUUUUGAUGAGCCUGCAAAAAACUGGAAUUGGAUGAUGAUGGUAUUUUCAUUUCCUUCAUUAGUUAACAUAAUAUGGAAAUUUGUGAGCAAUAUGUUCUGUGGAUGGAAAUUAAGAACGAGUGUUUCAGGCGAGGAUACUCUAAAACCAAGCUUAGCACAAGAUUAUGAACAAGAUAUAAUUGAUGAAGUGGAAUAUACAUGUGAUUCAGAAAGUGAUGGGACAGAAGAGAAUAUGGAGGGAAUUAAUGAUACAGAUGAUAGCCAUUAUACAUGGGUAUUAUUACAAAAUGAUAUGAACGACACUGAUGAAAACUUAUCAGAUGAUAGUGAAUAUAUCCCAGAUGACAGUUUAAUUGAGGACGAUAUUCUGUUUACUAUUGAUAGAGAUGAACUUCUCGAUGAGAUGCGUAAAGCUAAUGAGACUAAUGAUAAGGGCCAAUCUAGUAAAAAUAAAAAUAAGGAAAUGACAGAAGUUACUUUAGAUAACCAAAUUGAUAUGCUCGAUUUACGGACACCAGCAAAUGAUAUGGGAUGGUUUCUCUCACUACAAAGCAUAUUUAAUUUCCACUUAACGCAUGCUGAAAGAAUAACAAGGUCUAAAUUUUCUGUUAUGAAGGCUCAAGAUGCUAAAAAGAAUGUUGAUACUGUUCAUUCUGAAGCGGAUCUGUUAUGUGCAGUUUGUAAAACAAAUGAAAGAGAAAUUGUUCUAUGGCCCUGCAAUUGUUUCGCAAUGUGUGAUGCUUGUAGAAUUUCAUUGGCUUUGAGAGGAUAUAGUACAUGUGUGUGUUGUAGGAGACCUGUUGACGGUUAUAGUAAAAUUGUUAGUAUCAGUAAUUAA
This is a messenger RNA of Maudiozyma saulgeensis, 1992 nucleotides long. Lineage: Eukaryota; Fungi; Ascomycota; Saccharomycetes; Saccharomycetales; Saccharomycetaceae. The record is from the annotation of a GenBank genome assembly.